Messenger RNA from Daphnia carinata, 856 nucleotides. RefSeq names its product proteoglycan 4-like. The record is from RefSeq and is a predicted model, not a curated record. Lineage: Eukaryota; Metazoa; Arthropoda; Branchiopoda; Diplostraca; Daphniidae. Gene Ontology annotation, cellular component: extracellular region. Gene Ontology annotation, biological process: immune response. Gene Ontology annotation, molecular function: polysaccharide binding; scavenger receptor activity; chitin binding. The coding region runs from base 88 to 660 and encodes 190 amino acids. The transcript is spliced from 4 exons.
GGAAACUUCCAAGCAUCCUGCUGCGUUUGGCGUAGGCGAGUGAACAUUUUUUUUCUUUCCAUUUUCAAAACAUAAAGCGGGAUUAUCAUGAAUUUGUGGACCGUUCUCGCCGUUUGCGGAAUGAUGAGUAGCGCCCUAUUAGUGGAGGCCAAACCGAAAACCUUCCGCAAACUCAUAUCGAGCAAGGCAGCCGGCUCCUGCGUAGGUCGAUGUGGCCAAUCCGGAACCGACUCAACUCAGCCGUGCCAAUGUAACCUGUCAUGCCAAACGUACGCGGACUGUUGCGAUGACUUUCUUGCUACAUGUAACACUUGCAAUGGACGCUGCUCUGCUAACUAUAAUAACAAGUGGCCUUGCCAAUGCAAUGUCGAAUGCCCAUCCUAUGACAAUUGCUGCGCAGAUUAUGAUGCUUUAUGCCUAGGAGUCACAACAACCGUGCAAACCACCACAACGACCACCACUACAAUUGCAACAACCACAGCAAGUAGCUUCACUUGCCCCAAUGAUAUGUUCGGCAAAUAUCCUAACCCAGAUGACUGCCAUUCAUUCUACGAAUGCGUUGCUGGGGAGGCAUAUCUCAUGAAUUGUCCACCUGGUCUCUACUAUAAUCCGGAUUUACAAGUCUGUGAUUACCUUGAUAAUGUCCCUUCGUGUCAAUGAGAAAAUCACCGAUAGAUUGGUAGCGACCGGAAAGAAAUGAGACGGGUCUCCACUGUUUUGAAAUGAUGUAGUUUGCAGCUUCAUCAUAUAUGUUUAAGAAUGCCAAAUUUUUUUUUUGGUGUCCUUGCUCGUUAAUUUACAACUUGUGAGUAAAAAUACUUUGAACUGAUUAGUAAUAAACCCAUAUUAUUUGAUA